AUUUUGAGUUGUUGGGUUACAGGCGAAGAGAAAACAGUUAUGGGUGCCUUUAAUAGAGAAAGCUGUGGCUAAAAUCCAUGGGUGCUACGAAGCGUUGGUCUCCGGGCGUGCCAUAGAGGGGUUGGCUACUCUCACAGGAGCUCCGUGUGAGAGUGUGCCACUACAGCCAAGCUCUCUACCGUCAGAGGAUGAACUGGACAAGGACCUGAUCUGGGCACAGUUGCUCAGCUCUAGACUGGCCAGGUUCCUGAUGGGGGCAUCCUGUGGCGGGGGCAACAUGAAGGUGGACGAGGAGGAGUACCAACGGCGGGGGCUGCGGCCCAGGCAUGCUUACUCGGUGCUGGACGUAAGGGACCUGAACGGUAUCAGGCUGGUGCGACUCAGGAACCCCUGGGGUCACUACUCGUGGCGAGGUGACUGGUCUGACGACUCCAACAUCUGGACACCUCAGCUGCGGGAGCUGCUCAUGCCUCACGGGGCAUCGGACGGAGUUUUCUGGAUCUCCUUCGAGGAUGUUCUCAAGUACUUUGAUUGCAUAGACAUUUGCAAAGUGCGGUGGUCAGGAUGGAAUGAGGUACGGCUGCGAGGCACACUGCCCCCUCUCUCCUCCCUCAGCCACUUGUCCUGUGUGCUACUCACGGUGCUGGAACCUACGGAAGCAGAAUUCACCCUCUUCCAGGAGGGCCAGAGAAAUUCGGAGAAGAGCCAAAGGUCCCAGCUGGACUUGUGUGUAGUUGUGUUCAGGACCAGGUCCCCUGCCAGCCCAGAGGUGGGCAGACUGGUAGAGCACAGCAAACGACAGGUCCGUGGCUUUGUCGGCUGUCACAAGAUGUUGGAGAGAGACCUUUAUAUCCUCGUUUGUCUGGCUUUUAACCACUGGCAUACAGGGAUAGAAGAUCCUGCCAACUACCCCCAGUAUGUGCUGGCGAUUCACAGCUCCAAGAGACUACUGGUGGAGCAGGUGUCACCCCCUCCCUUCGUGCUUGCCGACGCAAUCAUCAGCCUUACUUUGGCGAAAGGCCAAAGACAUGAGGGCCGAGAGGGUAUGACAGCUUACUACCUGACCAAGGGUUGGGCUGGACUCGUGGUGAUGGUGGAGAACAGACAUGAGAACAAGUGGAUCCAUGUCAAGUGUGAUUGCCAGGAGAGCUACAAUGUUGUGUCCACGAGGGGCCAGCUCAGGACUGUGGACUCCGUACCUCCUCUACACAGGCAAGUAAUUAUUGUCCUGACCCAGCUAGAGGGCAGCGGUGGGUUUUCAAUAGCCCAUCGUCUCACCCACCGGCUGGCAAACUCUGGCGGACUGCACGAUUGGGGCCCGCCAGGCAGCAACCACUGCCCGCCUAUUGACAAGCAGGUGGAGGGCCUCCACUCUCCCCGCCUCAUCACGUAACGCUGGUGGCCGUACUGCACAUAGUGGUGCUGAACUCUACUUGUGAUAUGUACAUACAUCUUGUCGCCAUAUUUUAACAGUUUUGUAAGUCAAGUGUGUUGCUACCAGUUAUUGUUUAGCUUACGGUAGUCACAUAUAAGGCACACGUGCACAACUAGCAGCCGAGGAAUCUCGAUAAAACAUAUGUUGUUGUUAUCAUUGGUUUUCUAUUGUUAAACAAUUAAUUUAGCACAGCUGGUCUGUCUAUCAUACCUCUGGGUGCAUGUUUCUUCCAUUGUAUUUCCUUUGCCAAAUUGUUGGACAUAACAUAAUAACAGGUUUGUAUUGCACUUAUGUAAUAUUAAAUUAUUGUAUUGAUCUCUCUAAUUAAUGUUGUAGCAUUUUGACCAAAAUAUUACUUUUAUGAAUUUUAUUUAUAUAUUUUUGCUUUUAU
This is a messenger RNA of Homalodisca vitripennis (glassy-winged sharpshooter), 1826 nucleotides long. Its product is annotated as calpain-D-like. Gene Ontology annotation, molecular function: calcium-dependent cysteine-type endopeptidase activity. Bases 251 to 1393 code for a protein of 380 amino acids. The record is from RefSeq and is a predicted model, not a curated record. The transcript has 9 exons. Lineage: Eukaryota; Metazoa; Arthropoda; Insecta; Hemiptera; Cicadellidae. Gene Ontology annotation, cellular component: cytoplasm. Gene Ontology annotation, biological process: proteolysis.